GUAUCUGCUCGCUGCGGCUGAUGCUGUACCUCUCCGACCCGGUGAACCGGGCCCUGCUGCUUGGCCACCUGCUCGCGGCAGGCGUCUUGCAGCUGCAGUCGGCGCUGCGGCGGCUGCAGCUGCGGACCAGGUGGGCGCGAGCCCUCGCCCAGCACGGCCCUGGGACGAGCGCCAGGCAGCCCGCUGCGGAGCGGAGCGGCCGCGCGGGGGACGCAGCCGACCCCGAGCUCGGGACCAGGAUGCUGCUGCCCGGGCGGGGCGAGUCCUCCGACAGCGACGACGAAUCCGGCCCCGGCAGCCUCCCGAGCGGGUUCUACGAGACGCUGCUCGCGGUGCUCGGGGUGCCCUCGCUGGAGAGGCGCCCCGGCCGCGAGUGGCUGUGCGCGCCCCGGAGCGCCGUGGGCGCGGCGCCGCGGGCGGCGCCCGCGCGGCCGGCCGCGCGGGCUGCGAGGCCGAGGGGCCGGGCGUCCGUGCCGCGAUCGAGAUCGCCCAGCACGAGAAGACCUGCCGGCUGGCCUGUCCCCAAAGUUCUCGGGACCGACGGGGGGCCAGUCCUGCCGGCAUCGUCUGCCUGGACGACAUCGUUGACGGGCAGAGUGUGCGGCCGCUGGCGCGCUGUGGGCACAAGUUCCACGCGGCCUGCCUGGAGCGCUGGACAGCCACCAUGCGGGAGGCG
Prorocentrum cordatum is the source of this 676-nucleotide messenger RNA. Lineage: Eukaryota; Dinophyceae; Prorocentrales; Prorocentraceae. The record is from the annotation of a GenBank genome assembly.